Messenger RNA from Pestalotiopsis fici W106-1, 240 nucleotides. RefSeq lists its product as uncharacterized. NCBI's taxonomy places the organism in Eukaryota, Fungi, Ascomycota, Sordariomycetes, Amphisphaeriales, Sporocadaceae. The transcript has a single exon. The record is from RefSeq and is a predicted model, not a curated record. Bases 1 to 240 code for a protein of 79 amino acids.
AUGGCCAAUGUUUAUGCAUCCAAUGCUAAUAGCUUACAAACUAGACCAAAUUACGUUCGGGGAUGUGCUAUCGGCUGCGGACUUUCAGGGUUGGUUGUGCCUAUUGGCAUAGCAUUGUCGUUAAUGUAUCAUGCGGAGAACAAAAGCAAAGAUGCCAAUUUUGGCCACGUUCAGGUCGGGGUGAUAGUGGACGUGAGUACUGAAGGAGACAGGCAUAAGGACUUUCGUCUGAUGACGUGA